Messenger RNA from Manis pentadactyla (Chinese pangolin), 2255 nucleotides. RefSeq names its product multiple coagulation factor deficiency 2, ER cargo receptor complex subunit (gene MCFD2). Lineage: Eukaryota; Metazoa; Chordata; Mammalia; Pholidota; Manidae. The coding region runs from base 415 to 885 and encodes 156 amino acids. The transcript is spliced from 6 exons. The record is from RefSeq and is a predicted model, not a curated record. Gene Ontology annotation, molecular function: calcium ion binding.
ACCAGGCGCUCCGUUCCUGUGAGCCAGCCCCUUCCCUCACUCACCAGCGUCCUGAGAGUGGAACGCGGCACUCGGGCUGGCUCGCCGGCUGCCUCCGCCGCCGGGCAGCACUAGCGUCUGCAUCUGCCGGACCAGUUCGAGCACGCGGUCCCAGUGGCCCUCGGCGCGGCACCGCUCUAGUUCGCUCUCCAUCUUCAGCAGAGUUCAUCUUUCCAACCUGACGCCCCCCACACUAACUAGACGCUGUCCUCUGAGGAAUCCUGUUGCCCUGGAUUUCUUAAAGGAUAUCACUUUCAAGUACAUGAUCUUGGGAAAAGGACCUCAAGCCUCAGAGGAGGGACCCCUGCCCCAGCCAGCACCUUCAUUUCAGCCUUGUGAUACUCUGAGCAGAGAACCUAUUUAAUCCCUGUGUGGAUGGAUCUACAGAACUAUGAGGUACCUGUAACCAUGAGGUCCCUGCAGCUGCUCAGAAUCUCCUUCCUGUGCGGCCUGCUGUGGGUCUGUUGUGCCCCAAGGGCCAGGGCUGAGGAGCCUGGGGCCAGCGCCCCUCCUGGCAGCGUGGGCCUCGAUAAGAACACGGUGCACGACCACGAGCAUAUUAUGGAACAUCUAGAAGGCGUCAUCAACAAACCAGAGGCGGAGAUGUCCCCACAAGAACUGCAGCUCCAUUAUUUCAAAAUGCAUGAUUAUGACGGCAAUAAUUUGCUUGACGGCCUAGAACUCUCCACAGCCAUCACUCAUGUCCAUAAGGAGGACGGGAAUGAACAGGCACCACCAAUGAGUGAAGCUGAACUGAUUAACUUAAUAGAUGGUGUUUUAAGAGACGAUGACAAGAACAAUGAUGGAUACAUCGACUAUGCUGAGUUUGCAAAGUCCCUACAGUAGACAUUAUUUGGCCAUGUCCUAGGUAUAUGCAAAUGUGACCUGUUAUAAUGUGACUAAACGCUUUCGGUAAUGCAAAGUAACUCAUUUCUAACUACUGCUACAGUGUUUUGAUUAAAACCUAUAGCAGUUUGUUACACUGGGGUGAGAAAAGGAAAUGAAGAGAAAUAGAAGAGAAAUGGGGCAUAUUGUAGUCUCCAAGUGCUGUUGAAUCUCUUACUGGAUGAGGGCCUGAUUAAACAGUCCUUUUGAGAAUACUAGAUAAUUGGAGCUGCGUGCUCAGGAAUCACACUGUAGAACACUGCUGGUCUUUUGGUUUUAAUCCACACUGUCAGGAAAGUAAGAUAAGCUUUGCCAAGUGAACAUACUUUUCAGUAACAGUGAAGGAAUGGAAUGAAUACCAGAUGUUUUCCCUGGUGGAUCCUGCCUCUUUAGGUAAGUGGGGUCAGUAUUCUAGAAAGUUCCCCUGGGCUAAAUAAGCACUUGCUCUGGGCAAGUGAGUAUUAGGCUAUUUCAAAGCCACAGCAUAAGAAGAAUCUCACAUAUUAAGUCUAGCUAAUCAUAGAGUAUAAGAAUAUUCUCUUACCUUCUGGGGCUUGGAAAUGAUACACCACUGAAAACCUUUGAAGUUUUUCAAUAUUUUAUAAAACUACUACCAUAUCUUAUACUUUAUUUCAUUGAUGUCUUCAAUCUAGGGGAGACCUUGAAUUUAAAGGUGUUCUUUAUUCUAAUCAUUAGCAAAUGUUUUAGCUUUCUUAAUAUUUGUAUUUAACUCUUGUUUUUAGGGUUUGAUUUUUGAAGUUUAGAAACUAUUGGGAAUGUAAGGACUCAUCCCUUUUGCUUGAUACGGUGGGGGUAAAACAACUAGCUGGUCCUGCCUAAGUGAGAAGUGAAAAGACCAUUCACCAAGCACCAUGAUUCACCUGAUAAAAUUAGAAGAAAUGUUGUUUAAACAGACUCUUCUGGCUUAAAUAUGUGAAUUCCUUCAGAUCAGGAAAGAAUAGAAAAAGAUGCCUAAAAACUCUUAAUAGUGUGAAUCUUAUAGUUGAAAAUGAGAAGCAGCAGCAAAUUGUAAUUUGGUUUAUUGGAUGUGAUGGACGCGCUGUGAUAGAAAACCUGAAAUGAUAGUUGAAUGGGAAAAACUGCAUAAAGUUUGCUGUAAGAUGUAUAGAGAUUUAUUUUCUUUAUUAAAGUAUUCUUAUAAGAAAACAUGUAUUUGUAAAAAUGGUUUCCUGUGUCACGUAUUUGUGCAAUCAGAGCUGAAUUGUAAAGUAUUCUUGUAAUAUCGUAGCUAUUUUGAAAACUUUAUAUAAUGAUUCUGGAUAUAUGACUAAUAAAAGUGAUGAAACAAAGAGCAUUUGAUUUUAUCCACA